GGCCGGGCGCGUGCCAUGCGCGGCACCGCAGCCGGCGGCUCCCGCUCGCUGGCUCAGCAUGCGCGGGCUGUGCCCCCGCCUCUGCCUGCUGGCCGCUCUGCUGGGGCUCUGCGGGGGCAGCAGGAACUGCCCCGACCUCAUCGUGGACCGCUGCCUCUGCGCCGCCGAGCGCGCCAAGGGGCCCGGCCGCCCGGCCCUCCGCAUCAAAGUGGUCUGCACCGGCGGAGACUUGGUGGAAACUUUGCAGCCCGCCGUGCUGCCCAACCGCACCGUGUCCCUGAUUCUGAGUAACAACAAGAUCUUGUGGUUGAAGAAUGGCUCUUUCUUCGGGCUGAGAUCCCUGGAGAGACUAGAUCUGAAGAAUAAUUUGAUCAGCACAAUUGAGCCAGGGGCCUUCUAUGGGCUUUCAGAACUGAAGCGCCUGGAUCUCUCAAAUAACAGAAUUGGUUGCCUAACACCAGAAAUGUUUGUCGGGCUUAACAAUCUUCACAAACUGAAUUUGUCAGGGAAUAUUUUUUCAAGUCUCAUGAAUGGACUUUUUUCUGAGCUGCUAGCUCUGAAAGCCCUACAUUUCAACACUGAUUCACUGAUUUGUGACUGUAACCUAAAGUGGGUCUUGCAGUGGGCCAGGAAUGCUUCAGUCCGAAUAGCAGAGGAAACAGUUUGUGCUUACCCCAGUGCUUUACAUGGACUGUCACUUUAUAACCUGAAGGAAAACCAGCUGAUAUGUGCUGGGCCUCUGGAACUUCCUCUCUUCGAGCUGAUCCCAUCACAAAGACAGGUGGUUUUCCAUGGGGACCGCUUGCCUUUUCAGUGUACUGCAACCUACGUGGACAACACCACCCAAGUGCACUGGUACCACGCGGGGCGCCUGAUGGAAACCGACGAACAGAGCGGCAUCUUCGUGGAGGACAGCAUCAUUCACGACUGCUGCUUGAUUACACGUGAACUUAUCCUAUCCAGUAUUGACAUUGAUGCAACUGGAGAUUGGGAAUGUCUAGUCAAGAAUUCCUACGGAAAUAGCACUAAGCAAGUAGAAAUUGUGGUACUUGAAACAGCUGCACCCUACUGCCCUGCAGAAAGAGUUAUUAACAACAAGGGAGAUUUCAGGUGGCCCAAAACUUUGGCUGGGAUAACUGCUUACCACCCCUGUCUCCAGUAUUCCUUUAACUCCGUUGCGUUUCACAAAGGCUCGGAAGAGGCUAAGGCGUGGCGGAAAUGUAACCGAACUGGGCGCUGGGAUGAAGAAAACUACUCUGAAUGUCCUUAUUCACAAGAAAUAACUCAAGUUCUUCAUGCUUUUAGUCAGAUGCACAUCAAUUUGACAACCGUGCUGGAGUUUUCUCGCCAGCUGACAGCCUACACAAGAGGUGCUUCCCUCUUUGCGGAUAAAAUGGAUGUAAUAUAUUUGGCUUAUAUAAUGGAAAAGCUAAUUGUCUUCGUGGAUGAAGUUGAAGAUAUUGGGGAUGCUCUUAUUGAGAUUGCCAGCAAUAUCAUGCUGGUGGAUGACCACGUGCUGUGGAUGGCUCAAAAGGAAGACAAAGCCUGCACCAGGAUUGUACGAUGUGUGGAACAGAUUGCAAGUCAAAUACUGACCAGCAAGGUUCAAGUUAUAUCAAAGGUAUCUCGUAAUAUUGCUCUGGAAGCCUUCAUGAUCAAGCCAUCCAGUUUCACAGGAAUGACGUGCACUGCCUACCAGAAAAUAUCUGCAAACUCAGACAAGUCAGUGACUCCUGAUUUGGGAAGAUGGGAAGCAGAUCACAAUCCUGAUCUAUAUUUGAAUUUCAAAUGCAACACUGGCAAUCUGGAUGGUUCUUUGGUGAAUUCGUCUACAAGGAACGCUGUAGCAGUAGCUUCGGUUCAUUUGCCACAGUCUGUCUUCUCUCAGUCUUCAGCCUGGCAAUCUGUUGAUAACUCUACUUGCAAGCUACAGUUUAUUGUCUUUCGGAAUGGAAAACUCUUUCCCAGCACAGGAAACUCAUCAAAUCUCGCAGAUGAUGGGAAACGUAGGACGGUUGCCACACCAGCUGUUUUUGCUAAAAUAGAUGGGUGCAGUUUUGGAAACCUCACCAGCCCACUUACUAUAGGAUUGAGGCACUUUGCACGGGGUAUAGACCCCAUUGCAGCCUUCUGGGAUUUCGACCUUCUAGAUGGACAUGGAGGCUGGUGGGGAGAAGGGUGCCACAUAAUUAGUUCUGCAGGCAAUAUUACCACCAUUCAGAGUACACACUUCAGUAACUUUGCAGUGCUAAUGGAUUUUAAGACAGUGCUGUCUUUCCCCCAGUACCCAGGGGAGUUUCUGCACCCUGUGGUUUAUGCAUGUACUGCAGUUAUGUUGUUGUGCCUGUUUGCUUCCAUUAUCACCUACAUUGUCCACCACAGCACAAUCCGAAUAAGCAGAAAAGGAUGGCACAUGCUUCUCAACUUUUGUUUCCAUACUGCUCUCACAUUUGCUGUUUUCGCUGGUGGAAUCAAUCGCAUUAAAUAUCCAAUUAUCUGUCAAGCUGUUGGCAUAGUACUGCAUUAUUCUACACUCUCUACUAUGCUAUGGAUCGGAGUAACUGCCAGGAAUAUUUAUAAGCAAGUCACAAAAAAACCUCAGCCAUGCCAAAACAGUGACCAACCUUCUUAUCCAAAGCAGCCACUACUCAGAUUUUACCUGAUUAGUGGUGGAGUUCCAUUCAUUAUAUGUGGGAUUACAGCAGCAACCAAUAUCAAUAAUUAUGGGAUUGAAGGCAAUGCACCAUAUUGCUGGAUGGCCUGGGAGCCCAGUCUCGGUGCGUUUUACGGGCCGGUGGCAUUCAUUGUGCUGGUGACCUGUGUUUACUUUCUCUGCACGUACGUGCAGCUGAAGCGCCAUCCUGAACGCAAGUACGAGCUGAAGGAAAAGACAGAAGAUCCGCAGAGAAUGCCAAGUACUGACGUGGGCCAUGGUCACAUUACAGACUCUGUGUCCGUUCCCCAGGCAACCUGCCCCAUGAUUUCUUCUUCCUUAUUGGAAAAUGAGCAUUCAUUUAAGGCUCAGCUUCGAGCCGCAGCAUUCACUUUGUUCCUGUUCACUGCCACUUGGACCUUUGGAGCGCUCGCAGUAUCUCAAGGUCAUUUCUUGGAUAUGAUAUUUAGCUGUCUUUAUGGAGCCUUCUGUGUGACCUUGGGGCUUUUCAUCCUGAUCCAUCACUGUGCAAAGCGAGAUGAUGUGUGGCAUUGCUGGUGGUCCUGCUGCCCAUCCAAAAGAAACACCUACUCUGUGCAAGUCAACGUGCGCCCGAAGGUCAACGUCAAUGGCGACACCCAAGUUCACGCACCUUGUCUGCAGGAAUCGCCAUGCCCCAACAAGUCAGCUGUGUUUACUCACCCGGCAGCGAGCCACUGCAAACUCACUAACCUGCAAGCGGUUCAGAACCACGUUAACUGCCUGUCGCCCGUGACACCUUGCUGUGCAAAAAUGCACUGCGAUCAGCUGCUGGAUGACGAGGCUCACAUUCACGUCCACAACGAGGGAACCUUCAGACCCAACAUGCACAUUCACAGAUGUCUGAAAAGCAGAACUAAGCCACGUUACUUCAGUCGGCACAGGUCAGCAGGGGAGAGAGAGUACGCCUACCACAUCCCCUCGAGCAUUGACGGCAGCAUCCACAGCUCGCACACAGACAGUCCCCACAGCACACACGAGAGCCAGUCAGGUCACAGACGGGCCUGCUGCUCCAAGAGCGAUCCGUACCCCACCGUCAACCAGCCCGAAAGCAGCGACGCGAGUACUGUAAUAUACAGCUGUGCUAAAAUGCCAGACAGUGACACUGUGCACCACCCAGCUCACUUUGAAAUGCACCCACGGACACAGUCAUUGCCAUUUAAUACAACAAAUCACAACGGAAUUCUCAAGGGAAACAUGCAUGAAGCCAUGAUAUACAGCUCAGAUAGUACAGGAAAUAUCAAAACUGGCCCUUGGAAAAAUGAAACUACUGUGUAGUUCGUGGGCCAUCAUAACGUGUGGGGUUUUUUUUCCCUAAACCGUCAUUAUCUUUGUUUUUAUUCCAUAAUAAAUACGGUGAUACGUUUGCGUAGCUCAUCAGUAAAUUGUACAGGUUUUCAUUUUCUUUGUAAGUGUCAAAGAGAGAGGGAUAGUGACAGUUUUAAAGUGAAAUUAUUUUUAAAAGGAAGUUAUAUAAUUAUUCUGAAAGAUAAUGAGAAAAUGAAGUCUAGACAAUUGAAUAAGAGAGGCAAUAUCCUUUUGUUAUACAGAAUGACAUUUCUUUAAAAACAUCAUUUCCAUUCAUUGUUUUCACUUUUUUUCUUUAGUAACUUCAGACACUUUUUAUAAACAUAUCAGCAUCUUAAACUUUUACUUAUUUAUUUUUGUAGAAAAAUAUUAUUACUGUGCCAUGGAUUUUAAUCAGAAGUGGCUAUGGUAGAAAUGAUAAACAUGAUUUUAUAAAAUUGCAGCUUUUUAGAUAUACAAAAGUGAUACUGCCUCUUAAAACCUUCUGUAGCAUAUGGCCUGUAAAGUCAUAAUGUACAGUCUCUGUUCUGUCCUUUUUCUUGUUGGAGAGAAGUGCUAGGUAAUGUCUCUGUUACAUCCUUGGUGCUGUAUUGGUUGUAUUUUGCAUGACAUAUGUCAGGAUAUACCAUUUGCUGUUUUCUAGUGUUACAUGUGUUUAAAAAAAGAACAAAAAAAAGUGUGGUACAAGGCUGUGAAAAACCCUAUUGAUAUUAAUCUAGAGCAUUAUAAAUCUACAGGAGAAAAAAAUCACUCUGCACUAGUUUAAGUGGCACAAUCCUUUGUAUAAGGUUAUAUGAUAGCUUUGAUAAGGGUCCACUCUAAUGUCUUUACGGAGCAUGCACUACUCAUUGUAUGUGGCACUGUGCAGUGUAAUAGCAAUUGUCUCAAUAAGUUUUACACUUCUUUGUAAAGUAUGCCUUUUAAACGAAUCUGUAAGCUGUUCCACGGUAACCUUCCCACAUCUGUUAAGGUAGAGCAGUUUUACCAUUAACUCUUUGAGGACUACAGUUAUUUUCUUAAAGUAGCUUAUUCUAGUUCAGAGAUACUGUAUAUAUGAUGUUGUCUAUUUAGUUACAUGAUCAAUGUAGUCCAGAGUUGCCAGGAAAGAGGAAGUUCAGUAAUUUUCUAAAAACACACCUUCUUAGAAUCCAUCUAUUAAUUUCACUACUUGCUUUCUGAAAACCCAUUUCCUCCCCUAGCAAAUUUCAGAUUGUCUUAAUGCUUUAAUGCAAAUUUGACCUUCAGACAAGUUCUUUAUGUUCAUGAUUUCUGCUGAAUUGUAGGGCAUUCCAGGGUCAGUAACAUUCCCUAUUAACAAGGUUCUUGGCAAGAUUAUUUUCAUGUUUCCACGAACAUCUGGACACAAAGCAUCAACUCACUGUACAGAACUGCAUCAGAAUGAUCACUGUAAGAAACAAAACUGCUUUUUACAAGUAGGGAGGGUGCAGAAUAAUAAUAGAUUUCAGAAAGUGAAUGGGAGCAUAGAGCUAUGAGGAAAAUGUCUACAGUGGAAAGUGAACAGUGCAUGCAGAAAUGAGAGAAAAAGCAGAAAUUCUGUAUGUUCUGUAUUCCCAUUCAGAUGUUUCCUCCCAAAUUGCCCUAAACAAGGACAGCAACACAAGAAAGUUUGCUAUGUUGUCUCCACACAGACUUAUGUAAUUGCUGCAGGGAGGAAAUAGAAAAUUCCAUUGAGAGACCAUCAGUCUGUGAUUCUUUGUGUCUAUGUGGCAGAAAUCUUGACCAUACUUCAGCCCCAUAUUUUUCUGUUAUUAGCAGUUUAUUAGACUCUACCUUCUUUUUUUUUUUUUUUUAAUAUGUAGGAAUAAAUUUCCUAAUAGUGUACAUAAAGAUGACAAUUAUAAUUGUUAGAAUGUUAUAAAAACAUGUAAGUCAGAUGAAUGUGUUCUGCAGUGUUGCAGGUGGGAAUUAGUACUCAAAGGGUUAAUGCUCAGUAUCUGAGUGCAAGAAAUCUUGUUUUUCUGUAUUUUUGUAAAUUUGAAAUAUAUAUUGUAAACUCCAGCAGUGCAAUGUAUCCAUCUCAGAUUGUGUAUUUUUAAAAGGUGAGCAAGAAGAAUGCACUAGGUGGUUGUCAAGUUUUAAGCCAAUAUUCAAGAGUUUCAUGACUGCUUCUUUAGCUAAUACAAAAAAAAGACAAAACACUGAGCUUUAUUAUGUAUAUGCUGUAUAUGCUUGAACUGUCUCUAAACUAAAAUACAGUAUUUUUCUUUGUUUGCAUACCAAAAUAUUUUCUGUUUCAUAAUUGGUUUCUUUUAAUAUUACUUUUACUCAUUCCACAUAGACAGUGAGCCCUAAAUAAGCAUAGAGAUAAUGUGAAAUCCACUUCUCUGUGUCUCAGCACUAUGUAUAUGUAUAUUCUGUAAAAUUGUAGGAAGUCUGUGGACCAUUAUGCAAAAUAUCACACACACACACACACAGAGCCAAGAUGAAAUACUCACUCUGCAAGAAUCCACUCAGUAAGCUCCUUUAUUCAGCUUGUGUUUUAAUCACCUCUGUUAUUUUGUCUGAGAGGCCAAUUCCAUCUUCAUAAUGGCUUACAAAAAAGUAAAUAGGUGCUGCUUUCCACAGAAUAUCUUAGAUGAUAAAACUCUCUGGAAUUCAAACAUAAAAUAUUAAAACACUUUUCUUAUUGUGUUAAAAAUUAAUUUAGUAAAUAUUUCUGGGCUAAAUUGGAAGAGAUGUGUUAUGCAAUAAUCUGUUUGCACAUUAUUUUUUCAGAAAAUAGACAGUAUAUCUACAGAGUAGGAGACAUGAUAUUAAAUAAAUAUAAAAAUGUUUUGUAACAUCAAAAUUGACCAAAAUGCUUUUUAUGCUUUUGACUUUUUUCUUUUUUUUUUUUUCCCUUAAGAUAAAUGAGAUCAUUUCAAUGCUUUGGAAGUCUGGUUUUGAUUUAUUGUGGGGUUUUGGUCAAUUAUAGUCAGUGAACCAUUACUAUUUUACCUGAUUUUCUUCCCUAUAAAAAUAAAGUCAAUGAAAUAACCAGAGUAUAAGA
Messenger RNA from Parus major (Great Tit), 7010 nucleotides. It is a transcript of the gene ADGRA1, whose product is annotated as adhesion G protein-coupled receptor A1. The transcript has 19 exons. The record is from RefSeq and is a predicted model, not a curated record. Lineage: Eukaryota; Metazoa; Chordata; Aves; Passeriformes; Paridae. Gene Ontology annotation, molecular function: protein binding; G protein-coupled receptor activity. The coding region runs from base 59 to 3970 and encodes 1303 amino acids. Gene Ontology annotation, biological process: cell surface receptor signaling pathway; G protein-coupled receptor signaling pathway. Gene Ontology annotation, cellular component: glutamatergic synapse; postsynaptic density; plasma membrane.